This is a messenger RNA of Paramormyrops kingsleyae, 3268 nucleotides long. RefSeq names its product E3 ubiquitin-protein ligase MSL2-like. Gene Ontology annotation, cellular component: MSL complex. Gene Ontology annotation, molecular function: ubiquitin protein ligase activity. Gene Ontology annotation, biological process: protein ubiquitination. The record is from RefSeq and is a predicted model, not a curated record. Lineage: Eukaryota; Metazoa; Chordata; Actinopteri; Osteoglossiformes; Mormyridae.
CACCCGCUCACCCGUCUUAUGCAGAGGGGGGGAAAAGGGAGGGGAGAGCUCUUCAUAGUUGCCCAGUUACAACUGUCUGUUAUACUGCGAGUAGGAUAUAAUUAUUUUCCCACGUCAUACGGAUGGCGUUGAAAACAUGAGCUUUGUAAACAAGAGCGGAAAUGGAAGAGGGAUUUAAGUGACGUUGCUCCAACUGUUUCGAAAAGCAGGACGUACCAGAGAGGGGGGAGGUGAAACUGGAGCGGGGAAUAAACGCAAAGAAAAGGAAAUCGGCCUGAUUUUGUUAGUGACAUCCCGUAGCCGCUGCUCGCUUUGCCUUCCGCUCCCCGUUCCGCUUUCUGCGCGUGUUGUGAUCGGGUGACGAAGGGGGGGAUUGCGUAGGACGAGGGGCCUUUUUCAGCGCCAUGAGAAAACGCGCACAAUAAACGAGGAAUUAAUGCAUGCGUAAAAUCCUUCUCCCAAGCAUUGGGUGCACAGGAUCGGAGGCGUGGGCUGGAAAGGAUGGACAGGGACGACUUUACAUCCUAGAAGACAGGUACAACGCUGGAAGAGGAAAAAUCAGCGGCAGCACUUUAGGUUCACAAGGCUCAACUUUAUCGUGCACCGGAGGAGCGGAGCGCCGGCGCCGUGGUUGGACUGCUCUGGGCUGCGUGGCUGUUUUGGGACAAGCCUGACGACGUCUGGUAAAAUAACAGCUUCUUGCAAAGGUCUUUUCUAAGUGGAUGUUUUCGUGCCAUGGAUAGAGGGAAAGCGCUGUGCCGGACUGGUGACCACGUACCUACGCCUCUGCCCGUUUGCCCUGGGUGCGAACAGCCCGGUGUGUGCGUGUGAUCGACUUUGGAUCCUCCGUCACUCGUAUACAGUGAACGCCUUUUCGUCUUUGACUCGGACAUUUAUUGCAGCUUGUGAUUUCCGUAUCUGAGACUGGCGCCGCCGCGCUGGAUCGUGCGUGUCCAUGCCCCCCCGUGACUAGGGUCGCGCCGCGCGUCCCCGCCGCCCGGCCGCACUGAGGACGCGGCGCGCCGCCGCCAUGAACCCGGCGAAUGCCACCGCACUGUACGUGUCGGCUUGCCGGGCGGUGCUUCUGUGCGAACCGCGGGACCCCCGGUCCCUGGCCCAGCUAUGCCGGCAGCUGCCCUUCUUCCGGCACUCGCUCUCCUGCCUGGUCUGCGGUAACCUACUACAGGACCCAAUGGCUCCGACCAACUCGUCCUGCCAGCAUUAUGUGUGUAAAGGCUGCAGGGGCCAGAAGAUGGUGCUGAAGCCACCAUGCAGCUGCUGGAAGAACCCCGAGCAGUUUCAGGAAAGCCGGCAGCUCUGCCUUCUGGUGGAGAGCUUCAGGAAGCUGUGCGAGUUCAUCGCAGGCUCCCCGCUGGGCUGCUAUGUUGCCGGCCAGGCUGACCUACUGCCCACACUCAGCGAGGGUCUGUCUCUCGGCGCCGAGGAAGCCAACACCUUCUGGCUCUCCCUGCAGUGCUCAUCUCCGGCACCGUCCAUCUCUGAGGAGUCGCUGACUGAGACUCCAGAACCCACCGGCGGGAGCCCCCUGGACAGUCCUGACAGGCUUCAGGGCUGUAAUGGGUUACCGGCUGAGAAGGAACGAGAUGGGGGCCUCCCCCCUCUGCUGGAGGGGGGCAGCAGGAAUGGGGCAUCCCACCAGGCGGCAGCAGCGGUGGACGAGCUGGCUACAGACGGCAUUGAUAUCUGCGGCUUCAGCGAGGAGCCCAGUCAGGGCGGGGGCCAGCUCAUGCUGACUGUCGAGGAGGUCCUACGAACCUUGGAGCCGGAGCUAGGUACCGAAAGCUGCGCCGGCGUGGCAAGGUCCCUACCACAGGUCCCUGGGACUGCCAGUGGAUCCCCCAAUGAGUCCCCCCAGCAGCCAUCACUGGCCUUCACCCCCCGGCCCUCUGCAGUGUCUCGACCCACCCGGAAACGGUCGCGGUCGGAAAGCGACAGUGAGAAGGUACGGCCUCUCCCAAUCUCCAGCAUCAUCCAGGGACCCCCACCAGGUGCAGCUGCCAUCCUCGCAGAGCCCCAGCGGGAACUCUCAGUCCCAGCAGCGCCACCCCUGGCUGCCGUGCCCAACGGGGGAGCACCCAAGGCUUGCAAAGCACUGCUGGUUCCUGCCAAAGGCGUCCGAAGGAACCUCGAGGCUCGGAAGGCCCAUGGCAAGGCCCGGCCAGGGGUCCCCAAGGCCAGGGACAAAGUGAAGGAAAGGACCCCCAAUGGUGGGACUGGGGCCCUGAUGGCUGGAGCCCCCCCCAGAGCUGUCUACAAGAAGCCACAGGAGAAGCGGGGCUGCAAGUGCGGCAGAGCAACCCAAAACCCAAGUGUUCUUACAUGUCGUGGCCAGCGGUGCCCAUGCUACUCGAAUCGCAAAGCCUGUCUGGACUGUGUGUGCCGUGGCUGCCAGAACUCCUACAUGGCCAAUGGCGAGAAGAAGCUGGAGGCCUUUGCUGUGCCUGAGAAGGCACUGGAGCAGACUCGGCUCACGCUUGGUAUCAACGUGACCAGCAUCGCCGUGCGAGGCACCCCUGCCCCCGGCGUCCUCAGCGUGACCGCGGGUGGCCCCGUUGCCUCCUUCCUGGCCGCUGGCUCGCGUGAGGACAAGGGCUUCGACAACGGCCUGAAUGUCAACUUUGACUGAGCUCCGCCCCUUUCUGCCCAUCUAGCCCCACCCACCUGUGUCAUGGGGGUGGAGCAAGCUAAGAGGAAGUGGAGUUACCACAACCAAGGCAGCUAAAGUAUUGACAGUAACUAGUUGUUAAAGCGCACGUAUAUGAAUCACUCGUAAUCGGUUCUUACAGCACUGCUGUACUUUCAAAGGGCAGAGAGCACCCCUGCUACGAGCGAUUUGUGUAUCACAGUGCUUUGACAAGAGAGAUCUGACCUCAUUGUUGUGGGUCAUUUGGUCAAAUGAGAGGUGCGUCAUGAUUGGCCAGCAGUCAUGGCGAGUGUGUCAGUGUGCUUUGUAUGUAUUUUUGUUGUUUUGUUUUAUACAUAUGAGUCCAUGUUUUACAGUAUAUUUUUAAAGCUAAGUUACAGGCGUUCUCAGUAUUUAUUGGCAGUCUUCUAACAUAGACCAUCAUCUGCUUGGAGAGUGGCUAGGGUGUGGCCCUCCUGCCUGUUCCGUCUGUGCCCCUUUUUUGUCUCUGACUAUAGGACGAUUUUUUUUUUUUCGUUCUCUGGGCAUUAUGAUAACCUGUAAUAUAAUUGUAACAUAUUUCCACAAAAAAAAUAUGGGGGGAGAAAAAAACCCUACACCCUU